UCAUUAGGUGUGUCAUUACCAUUCCCGUUAUUAGAAAAUGGUUCCUUAGCCAACACGCUCAUGGCUGCUGGCGAUAUGUCACCAUGGAAACCAGUGACACCUUAUUCAGACAACACAACUCUACCUUUUGCUCAGACUAUUGUUGGACGAGGAGUUUUACCAGAUAAAGUUCAGGGAACCAUUGACCCAAAUGCACCAAAACUUCUCAAAGACUGUUCAACAGCUGACGAAGUUCUCGGGCUGUAUCUAGCAGAAAUGUUUCCUAACUGUAUCAGUAGUGUGAAGGUACUUCAGUCACCUUGUCAAGUCACUGCUCCAUAUCCACAUAUGUUCAGUAGAAAUAUCAGUUCAGAUGGAUAUGUUUCACAAAAGAAUAGAUCUGACAGCAUGGGUGUUAACAGCGUACCAGUUAUGACGUCACUUCAGUCUACGCCAACAUCUGCCAAGUGCGUGCAGGCUCUUCUCAAGGAAACCAAAAAACUCAAUAUUUCCAAAUAUAACAAAUUUCUGGAAGCUGGACUUGAACAAGAUGAUUAUAAAGAGUGUUUAAAUUCUUUAGAGACUCUGCAAGAAAAUUAUGUGGUGGAUAUGAGCUUCAGCUAGCCAAUGUCAGGCAACUUAGGAGCAUUGAUGUCAACAACUGGAUUUUUAAAUUAUUAAAAUAAUGUCAGUGAAUGGCUAGAAAUUAUUAGAGCUUGAUUGUUAAAAUAUAGAUUACAGCAUCUCCAUUCUUGUGUUUAGUUUGUGAAUUUUUGUCGCAUUAAAUCUGACAAAAAUUCUGAAGUAACUGUGUCAACAGUCACUUAUGUGAGAUGUGCCAAGUCUUUUAUAUAUUUAUGCACCAUAUCUUUCAUAACAUUUGUCAGUGUGUGAAAUAAAAACCUCAAUUUUCA
Lingula anatina is the source of this 893-nucleotide messenger RNA. Its product is annotated as protein misato homolog 1. Lineage: Eukaryota; Metazoa; Brachiopoda; Lingulata; Lingulida; Lingulidae. Gene Ontology annotation, cellular component: cytoplasm; mitochondrion. Gene Ontology annotation, biological process: mitochondrion organization. The record is from RefSeq and is a predicted model, not a curated record.